This is a messenger RNA of Anthonomus grandis grandis, 1684 nucleotides long. Its product is annotated as UDP-glycosyltransferase UGT5-like. The transcript has 6 exons. NCBI's taxonomy places the organism in Eukaryota, Metazoa, Arthropoda, Insecta, Coleoptera, Curculionidae. The record is from RefSeq and is a predicted model, not a curated record. The coding region runs from base 98 to 1633 and encodes 511 amino acids. Gene Ontology annotation, molecular function: UDP-glycosyltransferase activity.
CUGUUUACAAAACGUUAUCUUUUAAUGACCAGUAAUUGCACUUUAACAGAUUAACAGUAUACGAGCCUAAUUUUUACGCAAAUUUAAAUUUUUUACUAUGAAAGUCUUAGUUUUUAUUUAUUUCUUCGGUAUUUUCUUAAUUUCACAAAAUAAAUGUGCCCGAAUUUUAUGUGUUUUUCAAAUGCCCGCAGUGAGCCAUCAAGCGACCUUCAAGCCCAUUUCUAGGACACUUUCCUUACGUGGUCAUAAAGUAGUUGCGGUGACCCCACAUCCAAUAAACGACUCAAAUUUAACGAAUUUAACGGAAAUAGAUACCAGCAAAGAAACUUACGAGAUCAUAUUCAGACAUGGAUUUGAAUUUUUUAUGUCUAAAGAGGACCCAGUUCACCACAAAAUCCCAAAAAUAUUUGCUAUGUACGACGAAUUCGCACACGCGAUCCUCAACAACUCGCAAUUCAAAAAAAUUUGUAACGACCCCAAUCAAAAAUUCGACUUAAUAAUUUCGCAGAUCUAUGUGAGCCCGAUUAUGUUUGCUUUAGGGGCAAAAUUGAAAGCACCUAUCGUAGGGGUGUCUUCUAUGGGGGGUUGGCAAGGAACUCACAUUGCUGCAGGGAAUCCCAAUCCGCCCGCCUUGUAUUCUGAGAUGUUUCUACCUUACAAUGGAGAGCUGACAUUUUAUGAAAGAUUGAAGAGUACCCUUUACUUCAUAUGGUCCAGACUCUACGUUUAUUGGGUAGCAAUGCCCAGGUGUGACAAAAUCGCUAAACAAUACCUAGGAGAGGACUUGCCAUACUUAGCAGACCUUGAAAGAAACGUCAGCGCUAUUUUUUUGAAUAUCAACCCAAUUUUGUACACUCCUAGGCCAAUGGUACCAACAGUUAUACCCAUGAGUUUUAUGCACAUACAAAAACCAAAACCCUUACCAGAGGACAUAAGAGAGAUAAUAGAAACUGCCAAAAAUGGGGUGAUAUACUUUAGUCUAGGUUCAAACGUGAAAAGUGUCAACAUUCCACAAAGGAUCAGGGGUUUGUUAAUGGAAGCAUUUGCUGAACUGCCUUAUAAGGUGCUAUGGAAGUUUGAAAAGGAAGAGUUGCCCGGGAAGCCAGAUAAUGUUGUUAUAAGGAAAUGGUUGCCUCAGCAAGAUAUUUUAGCUCAUCCGAACAUCAAAGCUUUUAUCAGCCAAUGCGGUCUUCAGUCAACAGAAGAGGCAAUAGAUCGAGAAAUGCCUAUGGUAGGAAUCCCAUUUAUUGCCGAUCAAGAAAUGAACAGCGUAAGACUGGCCAAAUGGGGCGUCUUACGCCAUGUUGACUAUCUAAACACGACCAAAGAAGAGUUGGUGAGAACCAUUAAAGACGUGGCCGAAAAUCCCUCCUAUAGGUCAAAUAUGAAGAACUUGCGCGCGCUCUUACAAGACGAGCCAAUGACGAGUCUGGAUAGAGUCACGUGGUGGGCUGAGUACGUUAUACGUCAUCGGGGAACAAGGCAUUUAAGAAGUCCGACAAUUGAUAUAGAGUGGCACAAAUAUUUAUUGCUUGAUGUUUUUGUUGUGUUAAUUGGCGUGCCCGCUUUAUUAUUGCUUUUAAUUUUCAGAUUUGUUUUCGGGAAAAAAAGUAUAAAAAUGAAAAAAGAAUAGAAUUUCUGAAGAAUUGUAAAAAAAUAAAGUAAAAUUUUAUUGUGCCAAGGA